This is a messenger RNA of Caenorhabditis auriculariae, 6921 nucleotides long. The record is from the annotation of a GenBank genome assembly. Lineage: Eukaryota; Metazoa; Nematoda; Chromadorea; Rhabditida; Rhabditidae.
AUGAGCAAGACUUUUUUGCGAGCUCUUCUUUGUAUUUCGUUCAUCGGUUUUGUCUCUGCCGAGCACGUCUGGCAGCCGAAUCAACUUCCCCUCGAGCGCCUCGUUGCUCAGAUUAGAGCUGAGCACACCCGCGACGAACAGGUAUUUUUCGUACAAAAAAUUUAGAACUUUCUGUUACCAAUAAUUUAUACGCAUUGGCCAUAAAAAAUUACUUCAAAAAUUUAAAAACACUUGCCCGCUUCUCGUAGUCAGACAUAUACAUUUUUACUGCUCUCCUUUUUUCUUGAUUUUUCCUUAUUUAUACCCAGACUGAUUUCCAACGAUUUUACUGAUUUCUGUACACCAACGGAAAGAUCACCGGCGGCAUUUAAAAAAAUAUUCAAUCAAAAUAAUAAAAAAAUAUUCAAUAUAUCAAUCUUUCAACGAAAUUCGGCAAAAGUGAUGUCAUCUUGCAGGUGUCACCGUUAUCUCAAAGGAAUCCUCAUCGAUCGGAUGAAAACUGGAAACUCAUGUUAUUCAAUAAAGUUUGAGCAUUGUUUCUAUACUCUAUGGUGUCAAUUGGAAAAAAUCGUAAUCUAAAUAAUUAAGAAGUUCUCGACGCUACGUCUCGUCCACAUAACUUCGUUAGACAAAACUUUUUUCACAUGUCAAAUUAGAACGCUUUCGCAACUGAAAAGGCAAAAAAUUAAAAAUUUCUCUUUUUCAAACAUACUAAAAAAAAAUUACAGUCUGAUUUUGCUGAAAAGCCGAUUAGAAAAAAACGAGUUCAUUGAAAAAAUUUUCCCGAUUUUGAGAUUUUUACAAGGGAAGGGACGUCGCAGAUCUGGUCCGAACCACCGUGGUGGAGAGUCCUAGGUAUGAGUACUCAAAAUGAAAAAGUAUAAUCUUCAAAGCGCCAGAGGGUACUGAGAAAUAGCCUUGUACACAAUGCACGAAAAAAAAAAGCUUAAGAACUGAUUCUAUUUGAGUUUUUUUCAAGGAAAAAGCUUUUUAUCGUGUUUAUUAAGAUUCAGUAAAGUACAGGAAUUGUUCAAGAAACUGAAUUUCCAAGAAAAUCGGUUUCAGAACAAAAUAAUCGGUGAAAUAACCUCAACGUUUUUUCCCCUGCGCUUCAGCUGCCUUCUAUGGCGCAGUGAUUUGAUUUGAAGGGACUCUAUCGAGUAACGACUGAUCCUUUUACAUUCACAGGUCACUCUCUUUUUUUAUUUAUGAAAUAUGCGAAGUUAGUGACAACAACUAUCGGCCAGAAGUCGCUCAUAACAGAGCAGGAGCAGCCGCCAACAGCUGUUCUCCAGCUUCCAGUUUGUUCUCUUCCCCAGCCUCGAUUUCGCUCAUUUAAUGGUAAUUAUCUGUUUUUCACUUUUUAAUAGUUAAUAUUGUUAGGUGGAGCGAAGAGUCAUGAAAAAGACUUGAAAAAAAGUAUUGUACUUUCAAAUAACUCAAUUAAAUUUAUAUAAAAAGAUAUAUAUAUAUAUAUAUAUAUAUAUAUAUAUAUAUAUAUAUAUAUAUAUACAUAUAUAUAUGACUUCUGAAUUUUCAAAGGUUUUUUUAAUUAUAUUGAGCAUUAAAUCUGCCAGUUUAUAUUGGAGAUUUUUGGGUGUAGUCGCUCCAAAAAACCAACAUGGAAAACGGCAUGUGUUUCUGGAGAAUUUCCGGAGCCCCAGGCUAAGAAUACAUUUCGCUUCUUUCUCACAACUCCACGUUCUUAAAUCUUUUGUUUCUCUGCAAUAUGAGAAACGGAAAAAGAUCCUCAUGAGAGACUUUGAAUAAACUCUUUUUUCUGAUUUUUCGAAUCUUUCUAUUUUUGUGCACUGUUUUACCUUAGUGUUCCUAUAGUGUUUUUGUAUUUCGAAUUUCAAUUAUAAAGACGUCAUUCAAAAAAGCUCUAUGGGUGGCUCGGCCUGUGAUUGGUUUGUUGCGCCAUUAGGUAUGGAGCUUGAGCGACGACUUGGCAUUCAAAAUCUGAUCAAACUAUAAUUAGAGACUGCAACCGAAAUUUCAAACUUUUGUUUUUUUGAGCUUAAAAUUAUUUUUGUUAGGUAAAUGCUUCAAUUUCCUAUUCAAUACAGCUUAUUUCUCGAAAAAAAAAAUGAUGAGAAAAGGAACGAAAAAGCAUUAAAAACAGUAACUUUCGACUUUUGAAGUCAUAUUAGAUCAUUCAAUUAUGAUAGUCUAUAGACUGUUCACCUUCGGCGAAAGGCCGUGACACGAUCUGGGCUCUCCAAAAUCUUCCUGUUUUUUUAUAUUUUUUUAAUCGUGUCAACACCUUUUUUUGAUAGGACAAGACAGCCGUGCAACGGUUGUAAGAAUUCCAUCAGUAGAAGCCAAAAAUACCGAAGCAAAUGGUGUGAAAAAUGAGUUUGAAGUGAAAUAUUUGAUUUAUAUAUUUAACUUUUUAAAAUUAUUAUUUCACCAUGAUUCUUGAUAUAAAUGAAAUAAAGGCAUGACUCUGAUUUUCGGGAGACAUAUAUUUCCGAACAAAACGAAGUUUUUUCCUUGAAGUUCAUUCCAGUUGACCUACUCACUGGAUUCCGACGGAAGUGUACCGGAAAGCUGUUUAAAGAGCUGCCCUUGGACAUUUAUUUUCAUUCGCUCGCUAUCCAAUUUGUGAAGUGGCUGUCUUUUCGCCACCAUGUGCGGCAAAAUAUUCCCAUCCGUUCUCUUCUCGUUGCUUUUUCAAUGUUCUUGCAAGGUCAGAAUCAGGACUUCCAACCUUUGUUGCAAAACUUGUUCAUGUCUUAUCCAGUUCUGAAAGUAAAGUCCUGCAACUUGUUAAGAUGGCGUGUCAAGUUCCUGAAAGGCUAUUCAUAAUUCGUUGUGAAGUUGAUUCACGGCUAGCUUGAGUCGAUGAAAAAGGGUCCUGACACGAUAAAAAGAGAUAAUGUCACCUCUUUUUGAGUCCCAAGCUUGACGUGAAUCGACUAUAGCCAAAAUUGAAAGUUGCGGCUCAACAGGCAAAACAAAACGUUUGAUUCCACUGUUAGUAAAAAUUGAAAACAGGAAAAUUAGAGACUCGAAAACAGGUCAUUUGAAGGCAAUAACAAGUUUUGGGACUCGAAAUUUGUUGCUUCGAGAUUCAGUCUCCCAAAGGAAUAAGCCCAAGUGUUUCUUGCUCGAUUGAGGCUUAAUAGGAUUUUCUCUCAAGCAUUCCAAAGUUUUUUGUUGCAUUUUGAAAGCUCUCUCAGGACAAAUUUAGGGCGUGGCUGAAUUGACAACAGCAGAAAUAGGAGCAGGACGAUGUCCUCUUCUUUUUCUUCUUCUUCUUCUGCUCCUUCCUUCCCAACGUCGUAUUGACCCGCCUAUCCGCUUAUUAUUGUUCUUUUUAAGGCCUUUCAUCUCCCUCAAAACGUUCAUCUUAUUUUAGCUAUAGAUGUUAAAAAGUCUAGAUCUUUCUACUCUUUCUGUUUUCAUUCCUCGAUCAAUUUUUUUUUUCAAAAAUGUUUCCUAGGAUUUAACACAAGUUGUGGCUGUAGAGAAAUUAAUGAUGAGAGAGCUCAAGUAGGAAGAAAAGCCUUUGUCGAGGAUCCACUCAGUCGUACUAAUGCUUUUUAGACGUUUUUUUCGGCUACCAAAUUUCGCUUUUGAUUUAUUCUGUUUCACUCUCUUAAGUAUCUUUUUUGAUAAGCAUAACGUUCCAUUUUUCUCCAGAAGAAAUGAUUUGACGGAAUAGAACAUACUUUGAAGUCAAUCAGAUACCUAUACUCCCAAUAACAAUCUUUUUUGAAUGUUUGAGCCAUAUUUAAGUUAAGAAACGUGAGAAAAUUGGGCAACUGCCUGAAACUCUUGUCACGAGGGUCGAAAAGCUUUCAGCGAACCUUCGAGGCAUCUGGUUUCAUUCAGUUUUUCACGACGUUGCUGAACAAGUUCGUAUAUUUAAAUAUAUUGUAAACUUUUUGAAAACGGAUUGCGACGAAAAUUUCAAUCUCUUAAAAAAAUGUUUCCUUCAAAUUAAAACGAGCGAAACUCAAAAUAAUUUUUAGUUUCCAAAUAAUUUUGAAUAAGCUCCGUUUUUGAAAAUUUUUGACACGUAUACACAUAGCGUUCCUCCAGAUAUUUUUCUUAUAUUUAUCCAUUGUAUAUAUAUAUAUAUAUAUCAUAUAUAUAUAUAUAUUGAAUUUUUUUGAUGAGUUUUUUUCAGUAAACUUUCACUAGGAAAAAUUAUAGCCUGUGUACCACGACUUGGAAUUUUACCAAACGACAUUCCGCUGUGCCGCGUGCUCCCACAACAAUAACAAUCAACUGAAAGCGUGAUCUAGAUUCGAAAGACGCUUCGUGAACGCAUUCAGCGCAACAGCGGAAUGUCGUAAAGUCAAAUUUCAAGUCACGGCGCACACACUAUAAUAGUAUUUUUAGAGCCGCUCAUUUUUUUUGAGAUCUGUUCAAUUCUUUGAUCAUUUUUUUAAAAGUUUUUUUUGUAAACCGAGUCUUGGAAAAUUGGCAAAAAAAAUAACUAAAAAAAAACAAGGAGCGAGAAGCAAGGAAUAACGGACCUCUGUAUGAUAAAAUUGAGGCAGUCGCGAAAGUUCCGCUCAUUAUUUCUGAUGCAUUCCUUGGAUCCUUGGCUUUAGUCUCCAGAAAGAUUUCCACAAAAAACGACUCCGAAAUUGGUUCCCAAACUUCUUGGUCAGAAAAUAAGGAAACGCAGAGUGGAAAGUUUCGGCGAAGCUGCACCGGAGGCAAUUUUGACGCGUUGAAAGCAACAUUUGGCAUCUUUCUUUGCCUCUCGAACUCUCUUGAAACGCCCCCGGAGAGUAAGAGACACCUGCCACUGCUCCUUGGCUCGCGGCCCAUUAGCUCUCCCAGGUGUCCUUCUUCUGCUUUUUCUUCAGAUCUCUCCGAGACUCCUUCGUCAACUGUUUUCCUCAGACCUUUUUUUACGUUUCAGGAUCUCAGGAUUCGAGCAUGUGACUUAUAAACUGAGUUCGACAUCUGUCCUGGCUGAAAUAUCGCUCACUCAGGUGAAAUACAACAUCGUUAAAAAGCCAAUUCGUGUAACCAACUGUGUAGCUGUGUUUUAUAGUCGCAAAAAAAAUGAGAUGUAAAUUGAACUCUUGUAUAGACCAACUCACGUGUGUAGCAUGGCUCCAUGAAUGUUAUACUAUUUCUUCUUCAAGUAUACAUGUUGCUCUUACAUAGAGGAUAGGAAGUCAUGUGCAAAGAAUCGUCGUUAAAAAGUUGAACAGCCUCCAAAUUUCGUCUCUUAUGGGAAGGGCACGCUAACUAAUUAUCACAAAACGAAUCAGUUUUCCAGAAGGCGAUGUCUCUGAACACACCGGACUCGCGUAUGAUUUUCUUUCUCGGCCUCUCCGUUCUUUUUGGCUGGAUGAUCGUCAUCUUGAUCUGCGCAUCGCCACAUGUGAGCUCCAUUAUUUUACUGUCACGGAAAAAUCCAUAAAAAGAUUCGAUGAAUCGGUUAGAGAACUCGAAGCUACAUAGAAAACUUAUGAACCACUUAUAGAUCCCUGCUGGCUUGGGGCCAAGGUCAGAGAGCAAGAUAGUUGCAAAAAGAAUCUUUUUUGAAGCUGAAUAUUUGCAUACUUGAAAAGUACUCAAAAGGAUAUCAGGUGAAACCUUCUAACUCUUUGUAGCAUAUGGUCUUCAGGGUUGAACCGUCAGUAAAGCAGACGGGAGUAAAUCAGGCAGUGGCGCGAAUAAAUUUUUUUUUGUUUCCGCUUGCCUUGAGAUUUUUGACGUCAGCAAGUGAACAAUUGCUGCUGAAGGUGUAUAAUGUACAGCAUAAUCCUUUUUUCAAGAUCACACAGUCAAAAUCCCACAAUUCAUAGUGAAAUAAAAGAAGCCUGCGAUGGUUAUUCAUCAGUCAAUUUAAUUAGAUGUUUUUAUUCCGAAAUUGGAAUCUCAAAGAAAAACUUUAACUGAUAAAAUUCGAAGCCGUCAUCAUACCCACAGUGAAUUUGUUUUUUUCUGUUGAGAAAUUCCGAUCCAGCCGUAGCUUCUUGCUCAGAGCUCCAAAUUAAAAAAGAAAAUUUUUAAAUGUCUUUAACUAACUUAAAACAUCCGUCGAAACUUUCAACGGCGUUUUCAUGACAGAUUUGAAUGUCCUUCAAAAUUUCCCGCUCUGGAAAUACCUAGAAAUCUCUUUGCAACUCUCUAAAACCGUGCCAAACAAAAAUCUGCGAGUUCGAAGCAACGAAAGGCUGUCGCGCUCAGAAUUGCUUGUACAACUGCGCCGCUGCAAAUCUUUCUUUGCAGCAAUAAAAAAAACCAAUGAAAAGUUUGCUGUGAAUGUUUUUUGCCUUUCUCUGCUACUUCAAACACCAAUUUGGUAUUUAAUGAGGCUUACGACUGCCAAAGAGAACAUUCUUCUGAUUUAAUGACUGCUUUAUCUUUUUUCUGAAUUAUUUAUUUCCUUUAUCACAGCUUUCUGGUGUUUUCACAGUGCAGUGUCGAACGAACCAAAACUAAACCUGCAAAAUUUUUCGCCUCAAUGUUUUUAUUCUUCACCUAUGUUAGCUCUAUUUUUCAUCAAGCUGUUUUGGAAUGACUUUAAUCUCUAAUCUUAGCCAACUGAUUGCAGUUAUUCCGCAACUACUUCAAGAAAUGGUUUAAAACGGACGGAGACAAUGUGGCCGAGAAAAUACGCAAGGUUUGAGAAUCCGGAUUUCUUUUCACAACUGAUUUGGCAGGCGGAAGCUCGAUUGGAAGAAACGCUUCGACUGGCUCAGAAACCUUCGACUUUCCUCGUGGACCAGGCAGCCCUUUUGUCCAAUAUCCGAGAGGUAAGUCUCGAGAACCAGAUAGGAACAACUAUUUCGCGUACAGAAGCCUUUACACUGAGUCUUACAAUUUCAGGCUCAGGUCUCGUUGCCUUUGACGCUCAUAACGCAAGAAGAAGAGGAAGAGGAAGAAGGGAUUAUUCAAGCUGAGCAGUGUCUUCCGUCGGCCUCUGCCCAAUUCGUUUGA